Molecule: messenger RNA, 450 nt
Organism: Arabis nemorensis
Lineage: Eukaryota; Viridiplantae; Streptophyta; Magnoliopsida; Brassicales; Brassicaceae
Source: the annotation of a GenBank genome assembly
AUGAAUCAAGCCGAUUUCUUUUGCUGCUUGUUGCCGUAUGAGAGGUUCCUCUCUUCAGCGGAAUGUCUUGCUUGGUCAGGAUCGAUUGACAUCUGCUUCGUUUCGAUGGAGGGUCGCUAUCGAGGUUUGGUCGUUGGCCUUGAGUUAGUGCUUUGGUCUGCUCCUCAUCCGUGCCAGACCCAGUUGGAGUUCUCCCUUCCUUGUCCUUGUCCAUGUGAUCUCGAGACUCAUAUCCCUCGCCCAGCAGUUAAGCUCUCUUUUGUGACCCGUCCUUUUCUGAAUAAAUCUUCAAGCGGCGAUAUUCGUCGGGUUUUUAGUUGGCUUUCCCGUUUGCUGGUGUCGUUUUUCUUCUAUGCUUUCAUCGUUCUAUCUGUCGAUCCGUGCGUAGCUCUUGCCUCAAAAUCCUUUGUGGAUUUGGAGGUUGAGUUUCUCCAGAGAUUGCUUCACUGA